UUAUAUUUCCUGCUUCGAAAAUAACCUAAUGACUCUACGAGAUAAAGAUUCUUUGAUCACGAUAUUCUUUAUCCCUUAAGAAAUCUCUUAAAUACUUUAUAAAUACUUAUUUUUUUUUUUUUUUCAAAGGCUAAUCCGAAGAUCAAUUACCGGCUGUUCCGCAGCAGAUAAUGCCACAAACAGACAGACGCGCACAGAUUUUUUUCAGUGACAGAGGAAGUCUUAUAUAUACCGGGUUUUCAAUGUAAAAAAGAAACGAUUUGAAACAUUGUAAGAAUACCUGAAUCAGACGGCGCACAGCUUCCUCUCGAUUACACGUUUUUCUAUAACCGUAACUGUGCUUUCGAAUAUGAUGACAGGAGCAUUGAAACAUUUCUUUCUGCUUUUGACCAUGUUUAUGACUACGACAGCAAGUUACGAAGAAAAAUUAUCCUCUACAAAUACUCGCUUUCUGGAGCCUGCUGGCGUCAGGCACGAAGACUCUCGUGUACAAAGUCAAAGCCCACAUUUCAGAAAUACGCAACAUCGCAAUGAUAACAACAAACAAAUUUUAACUUCUUUCAGGGGACAUUCCGAUCAAGAGUCGCUUGAUAGACCCCCUGGGCUUAAACAUUUCGCUUCUGCUGAAGAAGACAGAAAAAUUCAUCCCAGAUUUCACCAAGGAUCUCAAACAAGAACGUUCCAGCAACAGCAGCCUAGACACGAGUUGCCAGAAACGCUAAAUUAUGAACGGUCAGUUGAUGCAGACGAUAAUAACGGAAGGAAUUACCAAAAUGUAAAUCCGAGUUUUAAUACCCAGAGCCGCACCAAAUAUCAACAUAGCUCUUUAGAUGAUGUGCCAAGAAAAUACGAAAGAGUUGCUAAUCAUCAACACGAUGGCAGAAUCCCGAUACAUAAAGAGGAAGUGCCUUAUUUUGUAGAAGAAAAAGGUACAAAUAAGCCAAUAAAGUAUGCUUCAGAUGGAACGCUAGAAAAUAGCAAAAGACAUGAGGAAAACAAAAAUAUUCAGGGUCGGAUACCAGCAGCCGAAUUGCAAUAUAAAUCCCCUGUGAAUGAUCCAUACCCAUCCAGAAAUUACAGGCAGUUUCAUUCAGAAAGUGAGUCAAGUCUUCAGCCUGAAGAUUCUGGAGAGUUCUCCCAACAUUCAAGACAUCCUUCGUUCAUGAUUAGGCAGCCUAUAAGAGGCGAAAUUUCUGAUGCUCGUGUAGCAAAGUCUGAUUCUAUUCGAGAGGAUGCAAUUGGAGGAUUUCCGGGAAAACAAUACAUCACUGACGUAAUUCAUCGCCAAUCAAAUCUUUCAGCGCGGAACUCGGCUUUGGAUGAAAAUGUCCGAAGGCCUUUUUCUGAAAAUAGUUACAGAAGCGAAGUUAAAACCCGUGAAACAACAGCUGAAACUGAAAUUGAUAUGCAACCCGCACCGUCUGAAAAUGAUGCAGAAUUCAGUCAAGAAGAACAUGAUGGUUUCCUGGACAUGGGAGCAUAUACAGACAAAAGAGGUUCAUUCGGUUGGUAUGCUGAUUUUCCCGUGGGGAAAGGCCACGAUAAACUAACCUAUUCCUUUUCAUAAUGUGGGCAUGAAUUUUUAUAAACAGGCAAAGAGCUAAAUUUUACCAUGUAUUAAUUCGUUCUUAAACCGUUAUGGAAAUUUCACAUUUUAUUGUAUUGAAAUGCCAAUUUUGUGUUGACAUUGCAAUAAGCCUGUUUCCAGAAAUUAAAAGAAUAUCACGAAUUAAUAAUAAAUAAAUAAAAAAAAAAAGCUGCAUCAAAAUAUUGAUGAAAUUUGGUGGUAUCUUUAAAUGAAUUAGUUUAAGAGCUGCUUAAAAUGGUUUACCAAGGAAAACCUUUUCGCCAAAAAAUUAUCUUAUAGAAUAACGCCUUCCAAAAAGGAAGUAUCAGAAUGCAGGAGACGAAGUACCUUGACAUACACUGGAACCCUCAUUUAGGAAGUUUAUGUCUUUACAGAGAUACUCCAUGCUCCUUAAUACAGUCACUCAUCUCAAUAAAGUUAACAACUACAGCUUAAAGAAAAUGCAAACUUUGCUGCAGUUCAUAGAACUAUACAGAGACAAUAACUUGGCAUCUAGUAUUCCAUUCAUAUUAAAUCAGAUUUUACAGAGGAUGUUUAGAACACAUUAUUGUAACGAUUUUGAUUUUCUCCGUGAAUUUAAAUAUUAAUUUUAAAAUACAAACGUGUCUGGUCUGGAAAAUAAAGUUUUAUUAUCGUCUGCAGCAUUAAAAAUAUUCUUUUCUUCAAAAUUUCGCCGAAAAAUAAACAAUAGAUCGAAGGCUAAAUUUUUGCGCUGCCCGAAGAGAAAUACUAACUCGAUUAUUAAAAAAGGACUGGAAAAGUAUGGUUUUAAUAUUUCUACACGUAAAAAUAAGCGACAUAACUAAUAUGAAAGGAAAGAAACGUCAGAGUUUACAUCUGAUUGAGAAAAAGUCAAAAAAUGCAUACCCAACAAAGGUACGUAUUAUUAAAUCUAAAGUCGCAUCUCAUGUUUUAAAGGAAAAUCCAGCUAUCAAAGAGCUUUGCAAAAUCUUUAAAUAUCUCUGUAAAAACAAAAUUAUAAAAUCUGAUUUAAAGCUAAUCGAAACGAAAAAACAUGAUGUUUAUCGCCUAACUUCGAAAUAUGUUUCUCGGCAUAAGACUAUGUGCAGAUUGCUGCACGAAAAUUAUUUGGCAGUUGAAAAAUGGAAAUAGUUAGUUAUACUUGAUGAAGCUUCGAUAUAUUUAUCUGACUGAAAUAGAAAAAGAUCCAUUUACUACCGAAAAAGAUUUAAUAUGUUGGUUUGAGAAACAGGAAAGAUUUUCUAACGGUUUCAUGGUUAUUAGUGUAUUCUCUUACAACGGAAAACUUAAAAUAAGAAAGGUAGAAAAAAUAUCAAAAUUAAUUUCGGUUACUAUCAGAAAUAUGUUUUAACGCCUAUUUUUAAAAAAGAAAUUCCAUCUCUUUUAUCCAAACAUUCUUCGCUGUGUUAAGUUCCGUCAGGAUAACGUCCUGAUCCAUACCUCUAAAUCUACUGCUCUAUCUUAUGGAAAAAAAAAA
Molecule: messenger RNA, 3047 nt
Organism: Stegodyphus dumicola
Lineage: Eukaryota; Metazoa; Arthropoda; Arachnida; Araneae; Eresidae
Source: RefSeq, a predicted model, not a curated record